This is a messenger RNA of Anopheles cruzii, 1563 nucleotides long. It is a transcript of the gene heph, whose product is annotated as polypyrimidine tract-binding protein 1. The record is from RefSeq and is a predicted model, not a curated record. Gene Ontology annotation, biological process: regulation of RNA splicing; mRNA processing. Gene Ontology annotation, molecular function: mRNA binding. Gene Ontology annotation, cellular component: nucleus. Bases 16 to 1563 code for a protein of 515 amino acids. NCBI's taxonomy places the organism in Eukaryota, Metazoa, Arthropoda, Insecta, Diptera, Culicidae. The transcript has 9 exons.
AGCGAGGUGGACAUCAUGCACCUGGGCCUGCCGUUCGGGCGCGUCACCAACGUUCUGGUGCUGAAGGGCAAGAACCAGGCCUUCAUCGAGAUGGCGGACGAGACGGCGGCCUCGGCGAUGAUCAGCGUGUUCCACACCAACCCACCGUUCGUUCGCGGCCGAACGGUCUACGUGCAGUACUCCAACCAUCGGGAACUGAAGAUCGACCAGAACCACAACGUCACGAAUGCGCUGCAGGCACAGGAUCUAACGCAAUCGCCGACCGGAUCGCCACUACCGCUCUCGAUCGACCACACCAACAGCAACUCGCAAAAUUCGGCCACCAACAACUCGAACAGCACCACCACGACACAGAGCAGCGGCGGUGGCGGUGGUGGCGGCGGUGGUGCCCCCAACACCGUGCUGAGGGUGAUCGUCGAAUCGCUCCUCUAUCCGGUUUCGCUCGACGUGCUGCACCAGAUAUUCCAACGGUUCGGCAAAGUGCUGAAGAUUGUCACCUUCACUAAAAACAACUCGUUCCAGGCUCUCAUACAGUACCCGGACGCGCAGACGGCGCAGAACGCGAAGCAGUCGCUGGACGGGCAGAACAUCUACAACGGCUGCUGCACGCUGCGCAUCGACAACAGCAAGCUGACGGCGCUGAACGUGAAGUACAACAACGACAAGUCGCGGGACUACACGAACCCGUCGCUGCCGUCGGGAGAACCAGGUAGUGACGUUAUUGCCAGUGCCGGCGGGCUCGUGUCCGCCAGCGACCUGCUGCUCCUUGCGGCCGGUCAACGGCCGCAAAUGGGCCGCGAUCGACUAGUGAACGGCUUAGCGACGCCCGGCGUUAUACCGCCGUUUGGACUCGGCAUCGGAACGCCGGCCCUCGCCAGCGCCUACGGCGGUGCCCUGCCCAGCCUGAACGCGUUUGCGCUCGCCUCGAACGGAGGCCUCGGCACGCCGAACCCGGCCAACGUGCGCGGACUGUCGAACGUGCUGCUCGUGUCGAAUCUCAACGACGAGAUGGUCACGCCUGAUGCUCUAUUUACCCUCUUUGGGGUGUAUGGUGAUGUACAACGUGUAAAGAUUCUCUACAACAAAAAGGAUUCAGCCCUGAUUCAGAUGGCUGAACCCUACCAGGCGUAUUUGGCUAUGACCCAUUUGGACAAGCUCCGUAUCUGGAACAAAGCGAUCCGCGUGAUGCCGAGCAAACAUCAGGCGGUGCAGCUACCGAAGGAGGGCCAACCGGAUGCCGGUCUGACCCGCGACUACGCACAAAAUCCGUUGCACCGGUUCAAGAAGCCGGGCAGCAAAAACUACCAGAACAUCUAUCCACCGUCAGCUACACUGCAUUUAAGCAACAUUCCAUCUACCGUAACCGAGGACGAGAUCAAGGAAGCCUUCACCAAGAACAGCUUCGACGUGAAAGCUUUCAAAUUUUUCCCGAAGGACCACAAGAUGGCCCUCAUACAGCUCAGCUCAGUGGAGGACGCCGUGUGUGCGCUGAUCAAGAUGCACAACUACCAGCUGUCGGAGUCGAACCAUUUGCGCGUCAGCUUCUCGAAGUCCAACAUCUAA